AUGAUGCCGGACAAUGCAUCCUUAAUCUCCUCGACCCCCACCCGCUCCGUCUUUCCCAAGGGCCCUAGCUUCACGCUCGAGGACUUCUCCAGCCGCGACUUUAUCGUCAAGGAAUUCAUUGAAGAGCUCUCCGACACUGCCAUCUCGGGCCGCCGCUCGGCCGCUGGAACCUCCGGUGUUGCCAAUCAAGCCUUCGAUCCCAAGCCCCUCAUCCGCACCUUUGAACAUGCCCAACGACGGCUAGGCGAGCUCUCGGGUGACUUGGAGAUACGCGAGAAUGAACUCUCAGCAGCAGUUCGACGCGCCGAGGCGCAGCAUUCACAGAAUCUUACCACGCUGGGCCGGAAACUGCGGCAGACCAUCGAAUCGUUUCAGCAGCUGGACACGUCGCUCAAUGGCGCCGGACUAGAGAAUGCCGGAGGCAUGGGGAAUAUGGCAGUGGAAACAGGAAGAAGACUGGAGGAGCUGGACCGACAGCGCCGUCGUGCGCUGGAUGCCCACUUCCUGUUGGAGUGUUGGGACGGGGUGUGUAAUCGGGGCGAGAUCUCGCUCCUGGAGAACCUGCGGCGGUCCGGCACGGGGGAGGCCAAAGUGCGCUCGGCACACAUUGCACGACAGCUGCUGCGUAUCAGUCAGCGGUUGGAUCCGCAGAGUUGGCAGCAGAAUCCAUCGGCUACCAAUGGCAACCUCACGGCGAGUUCAUCGUCGGAAUCCGUGAACGAGAGCCCUACACCGCGGCGGAAUACAAGAGAGAUUAUUGAGAAGUUCUCGGAGACUCUUGAGAAGGACUUGCUGAAGCAAUUCGAUGAAUUUUACCGCAAGGCCAAUUUCGAUGGCAUGAAGGACUGUGCUACCGUAUUGCAUGAUUUCAACGGCGGUGCUAGUGUGAUUGCGUUGUUUGUGAACCAGCACCAGUUCUUUAUUGAACGGAGUCAGCUGAUGACCGAGGAAGUGGGCGGCGAUGCCGAAUCUUGGGAGAAACUGGCCGAUCCGGAUGCCGAGCUUCCUGGUAUCGAGUCGAGCCUCCAGUCGUUGCUAGACGAGGUCAAGAUUGUGGUGCAGGAAGAGUCGGCAAUUAUCCGGAGAGCUUUCCCUUACUACGAUCAGGUUCUGGGGAAGUUCCUGCAGCGAGUUUUCCAGCAGUCGAUUCAACAGCGACUCGAGAUGGUCCUGGAAAAGGCCAGCGGAGUUUCUUCGUUAGCAUUUCUACGGUGUCUGCAGAGUUCACGAGGCUACAUCAGUUCAUUGAUUGAUGAUUUGAAAGCGCACGGAUUGACCGAACACCCGGACCCUAUCUCCUCUCAGAGCGCACUGCUGCUGGAUCAACAGCUGGAGGAGCUGUUUGUCCCCUACUUUGUAGGGUCAUCUUACAUCGAACGCGAGAAGCGCACACUGGAGGAACUAUUCAACGCAGUUUUGUUCCGAUUCACCUGCUUUCAGGCUCGUCGGAAGAAGGCCGCCACCACGUUCAUGGCGUCGCUGUCCCGGCCCGGAACCGAACUGCUUUCCACGACUCGAGACGCCUUCAUCAACCGGCUUGACUCGCCUGACAUCUCGCCCAUUCAACGGCGGAUGUUGAUGCAUGUGGCCAAAAUAGGCGAUGUCCCGGAGACGAUGAAGCUGACCGAAAUCAGACUCACCGAAGAAGACGGUCAGCCCAACUUGAGUGACGCCAAGCGCAUGCUCAAGUGGCUGGCGGAAGCGGUGGGUCGUGGGCUGGAGCUGAGCGUCAACUCGGAUACGCACAAAGACGUGUCGGCUCUGUUGACUCUGCUUCUGGUGACCAUGGGUGAUGGAUACGUAGACGUUUGCCUCGACGCCGCCCUGGAGGCGGCCACGCAGCAAGAGUCGGGGAAGACCGAGCCUGACUUUAGCUACCUCCUGUCAGUCCGAACGACCAUCAGCAUCACCACGCUGAUGGUGAUGUGUGUGAAUGCCGUGCUGUUGCCCCUGGCGACCGGCAGCAUCACUACUCGUCGUGAUAUGGAAAAGCGCACGAGCCAGACGACUUCGCGAAUUGAAGAGAAGAUCAAUACGAUCGAACAGAAAACGAUCGACGCCACUCUUGCGUGGGUCAGUCGGUUACUCUCCGGACAGAAGAAGAAUGAUUUCCGACCACGCGAGAGUGAUAACGCCUCAUGGCUUGAGAUGUUGCAAACUCCGACCUGCGCCUCAAUUUGUACGUUCCUGACCAAGCUGCACAACAUUGCACAAACGUCGUUACCGGCUAGCGGAGCCAACGUCCGUCAAGUACUCACGGAGAUUGCCCUGGGGACGCGCGGAUUGCUCCUGGAGCAUUUCAAACGGUUCGCGGUAAGCGGACCCGGUGGCUUGAUGGUGACCAAGGAUAUGACGCAGUACGCGGACCUGCUCAAGUCGUGGGACAUCGACGAGGAGACCAAGGCCCCCGGUGGCGCGCUGGACGUGCUACUGGAGGUGGGCAGUCUGUUUGUCAUCGGCGUGGAGGCACUGCGCGAGCGUAUCCGGGGAGGAGCCGCCAGUGGAGCGACUGGCGGGUCUGGCGGGUCGAGCAGAGCUGGCCCCGAGGCCAAAUUGAGUGUGCAAGAGGUGCGGGCGUAUGUCUCGCGGCGUGAAGAUUCGAACACGCUGGCCAUGCAGCAGGUGCUUAAUGCACUGUAA
Messenger RNA from Penicillium cinerascens, 2640 nucleotides. Its product is annotated as exocyst subunit SEC10. The record is from RefSeq and is a predicted model, not a curated record. The transcript has 2 exons. Gene Ontology annotation, cellular component: cytoplasm; exocyst. Lineage: Eukaryota; Fungi; Ascomycota; Eurotiomycetes; Eurotiales; Aspergillaceae. The coding region runs from base 1 to 2640 and encodes 879 amino acids. Gene Ontology annotation, biological process: Golgi to plasma membrane transport; exocytosis.